GUGCGCGCGCAUGUGUGUUUUACUUAGACGGUUGUAAACUAACUUAACUAACGCUACGGCUGAAAAGCUCCGCACAUCACCGACUUGAAGACAGAGGGGGGGGAACAACCAAAACCCUCCCGGGAGAAGAGGGGGCGAACAGCCGCCUGAGCCACCCGGGGAGCGGACACUUAACCAAACAGUUUUAGUGGAGGAGGAUGGUGGUUCCAUACGAGGGCCAGUGUCUGCAAAAUGGAAGUCUGUUUGAAGACCCCCUGUUCCCCGCAACCGACCAGUCUCUGUUCUACCAGAGCAACCACAUCGGCAGUGUCACCUGGAAAAGGUCGAAGGAGUUAUGCAGCAACCCCCAUCUGUUUGUGGACGGCAUCAGUGGCCAUGACCUGAACCAGGGCCAGCUGGGAAACUGCUGGUUCGUAGUCGCCUGCUCCAGUCUGGCCUCUGGAGGGACGCUAUGGCAGAAAGUGAGACAAAGACACAGAGACGUGUCGGACCCCUACGUGAUGAUUCGUGGGGAUGUUUUUGUCUCUCAGCUCAAACAGAGGCUGAAGGGCCAUGGGAUGAACAACGACAUCAAACUGAGCUGGAAGAUGCAGUCGGAUGGAAAAGUCUUCCACAAGGAAGAGAAGGAGAAGAGAAGAGCUUUAAUGUUCUUUCAAACCACUCUGGUCAGAGGCUUCCAUUUGCCUGCUCUUCCUCCUUUUCUUCUUCCUUUUCCUCUUAAUCAAUGGUAGAAAGAACCAAAUGAUCCACCCUUUGCUCUGAAGUAACCUAUUUCCAUUUCAUAGUACUUUAGACUUUUACUCCACUGCAUUGAUAUGUCAGCUAUAGUUUCUACAUUCUAAGAAAUAAGGGUUCCAAACCGGUUCCUCCUGGAGGGCUGAGGUUCUGCUACUUAGAUGUUAAUGAGUAAUAAUGAUCCAAUAACAUGCUGUUUAUUAUAUUAUAGCUCUCUAAAAGAGUUUAUUCUGCAUAAAGAGUCCUAUUACUUUUGAUAAUGAAGAACUAUCUUCUGUAGU
Molecule: messenger RNA, 1016 nt
Organism: Cyclopterus lumpus (lumpfish)
Lineage: Eukaryota; Metazoa; Chordata; Actinopteri; Perciformes; Cyclopteridae
Product: calpain-5-like
Exons: 4
Coding region: 198-731 (177 amino acids)
Biological process (GO): proteolysis
Cellular component (GO): cytoplasm
Molecular function (GO): calcium-dependent cysteine-type endopeptidase activity
Source: RefSeq, a predicted model, not a curated record